AUGUUGCGGUGCUGGAUUUACGAGCACUUCCCUAGAAUCUUUAAGUGGGACGAUAGAGGAGCGGUUCUUGUACAUCUUCCAAGAGCAUGUAGGUGGACUACAAAACAUGUUGUUGAAGGCGGAUUGAUGACAUAUCGUCAGAGACUUGAUGCUUUGUUGCUCGAGGAUGUAGUGUUUACACCAUAUGAUGAUGAUCGAGCUAAUCAUCCGUUUGUAUCAAUUUCGAUGUUCUCUAGAUAUCUUCGAUGUGAUGGAGUCUCAGUCCCAUAUUUGCCAGAGCGAUGUCUUCGACAGUUUUGUUGUAUUCAGUGCAUCCCGCGUGACGUUCCUCUGAUGUCGAACAUUAUAGAUUUGGUGUGGCAGACUACUAUGAGAUCAUCUGUAGCGGCCUUUCGGAGGCUAUAUCAUGUUGCGAAUUUUCCUAGAGAGGUCAUUGCAGACUACUAUGCAUGGUACAUAAGUGUUUCACAUCAUUUGGUCAUCCCUCCAUCUACUGUUGCACCUUCGAGUCCACCUAGUGUUGCUGCACAUGGUCCAUCAUCUUCUGUACAUGUUGGUCCAUCAUCGGCACGAGACCGUAGAGCAGCUGGACUUGUACGUAGGACCAUAACUUUGGUAGCUCCAUUUAGUGAAGUUCAUGAGAUAUUAAGUGAGCUAAGCCACUUGUACGACGAUUAG
Molecule: messenger RNA, 678 nt
Organism: Cicer arietinum (chickpea)
Lineage: Eukaryota; Viridiplantae; Streptophyta; Magnoliopsida; Fabales; Fabaceae
Source: RefSeq, a predicted model, not a curated record